AUGUCGCUUGUUUUCAACCAGGAAGCUAUCAAUGGAAUCCUCUUCACUCUUCAUUUCUAUAAUGAGCUCCCAACUGUUGCCCAUCAGAAACUCAUGCAAAUGGUUGGAGAGGAAGUAAUGGAUAUGGAUCAAGUCACUGAGUUCUUCAAAAAGAUCGAUGACGGAGAAUUCCGUUUGAAGAAGGACAUCAAGACCUUGGCCCAGGUCGUUAAUGUUCCGAACUUUGUGGAGAAAUACGUGGAUUUGGACACCAGACUCCGCCUUCGUAAAACCAGCCCCACUAUUCGCGAAAUCAUCAAUGGAAAGAUGCUAGAAAUAGAUUGGCUUCACUUCAAAUGCAAUGGAUUGUUUUUCGAAAUUUCCACGAGUGAAGACUUCAAGGUCACGUACGAAAUCGUUGAAGGAGGACUGCAAGUGACAAAUGGGGAUAGUGAGAAAUUCUUCAGUGCAAGAAGAGAAGAAGAGCAGAUUAAGAUAAUUCAACGGGAUUUGAUGUCGAUUCUUUGUAGUGAGAAACUGAGAAUUAACACUUUAAGAAUCAGAAACGAUGAUUCAUCUACUUCUGACGAUGAUGUCAAACCUACAACUGCAAUGACAAUACUACGAAACACUCUCAAUCAAGUUCCCAAAAAACUGAAAAUCAGCAAAUUGGAGUUCUGGGUUGAUGAAUUGGAUGAUGUUUUCAUUGAAACAUUGAAGAAUAUAGACUCUGAGCAUCUCGAAUCUCUUGAUCUCUUGUUCGGUUAUUUCCACAGUAAUCUCACCCCAGUCUGGAAUGACUUGCAUAAUCUAGAAGAAUGGAAACGAUUGAAAUCGAUAGUUGCUGGUCAUACGAAAUUUGUGGUUUCGGAAACUAUCAGAUUAUACUCUCAUGUACAAAAUGCACGUUUUGCGAUUGAACAUUUUGACUAUACCUCUGACAACAUGUCUAUCCACAAUUCGAUCAUGGAGCUUAAAGAUAAACUUCUUCAAAAUCCCAAUCUGAAACAGUUCAAAAUGAAAUCAUUAUAUGCCAUGAGUGAUAGUGACUUCGAAAAUCUUAAAGCAAGUCUUCAACAAUUCAAUACCAGCAACACUCCGUAUCCGUGCUGGAUUACCAUUCCGUACCCGGAUUCUGAUAAGAAAUUGGAAUUGUUGGUGGAGAAGAAGAUGAUAUGGUUCAAAGGACCGUGUUACGUGGAGGGAGAGGGGGAAGAAGUGAUCGACGAUAAGGAUGAAGAGAAGAGAACAGUGGAGAGGAUGAUAAUGGAGAUGAGGAGAAGAUUAACGAAGAAGACGAAGAGGAUGAUACGAUGCAAGAGAUUGCGUUGCAGUUGUUGCAGUGCUGAGACUAACCAAAAAAAAUGA
Molecule: messenger RNA, 1347 nt
Organism: Caenorhabditis remanei
Lineage: Eukaryota; Metazoa; Nematoda; Chromadorea; Rhabditida; Rhabditidae
Exons: 3
Coding region: 1-1347 (448 amino acids)
Source: RefSeq, a predicted model, not a curated record